Messenger RNA from Stegodyphus dumicola, 948 nucleotides. RefSeq lists its product as uncharacterized. NCBI's taxonomy places the organism in Eukaryota, Metazoa, Arthropoda, Arachnida, Araneae, Eresidae. The record is from RefSeq and is a predicted model, not a curated record.
CUCAAAUUUAUCUAGGAUAUUACUCCCUUGGUUCUUUGCAGUACUUCAAAUUUGAUGCUAUUUGACGAGUAAAAUUUGAAUUAAAAUGUGGUUCAUCCUCUUUGGGUUUUUAUUCGCGAUAUGUUCAGGUCAGAAUCAACAAGAACUUUGUAAAGGAUCUUCUAUACGAAGAUGUGAGAAACUACUGACAUCUGUUAAUUUUUUCCCAAGAGAUGAAGAACAAUUCGAGCCAGUGUGUUCAAUAAUGAAACAAUUUCUGGCAUGUCUGAAGACAGGAGAAGAAGUAUGUCACGAACCAAUAUUUAAAAGUAACGAUCAGUAUGAAGGGAUUGUCCGGCUAAUGGAUAAUAUAUGUGAUAAUAACACUCUUCUUCAUUAUGCUUAUAUGGUAACUGCACCUUGCUUCGAGUACUUAGCGGACAACUAUACGGAUGUCUGUAUUGAUUCCAAGCCCGAUCUCUUUUGGGAUUAUCACGAAUGGAUCGAAAUGCUUAUUUUAAAUAUAGUACGUAGAGGCAAUGUAGCAAUCAGUAAAACAUCUGGAACUGAACAUUUGGAUUUUUGGAAACUUUUGUGCUUAAAUCAAAUUUACUUUAUUUCCUGUGCCGCCGAAUAUGCAUCCCUACAGUGCUCCAGCUAUGGCCAAUAUGUUACUGUAGAAAUUGCUCGUGAAAUUUACUACGCAAACUCUAUCUGUGCUGCUAGAGGCUUGCAAGAACUCUCGCCUGUCAUACCCAAUCUGGAUUUGGAAGACUCUCUUAAACUUUCAUUGCUACUUACCUUAGAAUACUUAAAUUACGAUAGCAAACAGGAGAAGUGACUGCUUUUGAUAUAACUUCAGUAACAUUAGUAACGAAAAUCAUAACAAAAUGCUAAUUUCUACUGUAAAUUUGGAACUAUGUGUAGAUGUUUUAAUAUUAAAUAAAAGUGUAAUGUUUUGUUUGUAAA